GGUACUACAGUGCGGAAGUGCCCCAGUUCGCUGCUGGCGCUGAGGACAUUAAAUUAGUAGCUCGAGGUUUUCUUCUCCAAUGCCGCCAUGAGCAUCCCAGGGCUGAGCGAGUGUGUGCGGGAAUGGGAGGAUCUGCAGAGCCACUACCAGGAGAUGCAAGAUACACAUAAGUUGUACAAGCAGAAAUUGGAGGAAGUUACAAAAUUACAGACACGCUGCGCUACGUCUAUUACAAGGCAGAAAAAGAAACUCAAGGAACUAUCCUAUGAUUUGGGAAAGUGCAAAGCUUCCCACAAAAAUGACAAUGAAGAAGAAACCAUCAAAGACUUGCAUAGUAAUAUUAAGACGCGAGAGAAGACCUUCUUUGAAAUGGAGUCUUUUCUUCCAAAGAAAAAUGGGUUGUAUUUAAGCCUCGUACUGGGGAAUGUCAAUGUGACCCUUCUAAGCAAACAGGCUAAGUUUGCUUACAAAGAUGAGUAUGAGAAGUUUAAGCUGUAUCUCACCAUGAUACUCUUGGUACUUUCCUUUAUUUGUCGUUUCUUACUAAACUCCAGGGUAACAGAUGCUGUGUUUAACUUCCUCCUGGUUUGGUAUUACUGUACCCUCACUAUACGAGAAAGCAUAUUAAUCAACAAUGGAUCCAGAAUUAAAGGAUGGUGGGUCCUCAACCAUUAUGUGUCCACAUUUCUUUCAGGAGUUAUGUUGACCUGGCCAGAUGGGCUGAUGUACCAAAUGUUCCGAAACCAGUUUCUUUCAUUCUCUAUGUACCAAAGUUUUGUUCAGUUUCUCCAGUAUUACUACCAAAGUGGUUGUCUGUAUAGACUGAGAGCUCUUGGGGAAAGACACAACAUGGACCUAACAGUUGAGGGAUUUCAGUCUUGGAUGUGGAGGGGAUUGACUUUCCUUUUGCCAUUUCUUUUCUUCGGGCAGUUCUGGCAGCUUUACAAUGCAGGCACCCUCUUUCAGCUAGCUACACAUCCACAGUGCAAAGAAUGGCAGGUGAUCAUGUGUGGAAUCCCAUUCCUUAUCCACUUUUUGGGGAAUUUCUUCACCACUUUACGUGUUGUGCACCAGAAGAAGUUUCAAAAACAAAAUGAGGACCAGAAAGAUAAAUGAAAUUGUUUUGGCACACUGGUCCCACUCAUGAGCAGUAAUCAAACUGUUACAUAGUCGACCAUAACUACCACAAUUGGCAAAUGCAGAAAAGGUCCCUGUUGCCUCAUUAUAUGUCUGAAAGGGGCAAUGUUAUAACAUGAAAAGUAAAAAGUUUAACACUCCUUAGCUGCAACUGACCAUGCUAAGAAACUUGUGCUAAAUUUGUUAUUGUUAAGUAUAAUUGGAUCUUUAAUUUAUUGAUUAGUUGUUUUUGUCAGUGACGUAUCUUUCAGUAUAAACGUAUUCUCAGCUGCCAUCCUUUAUUAACCUGAUCAUGUGAUCUGGUCCCAUGUUAUGCAGCACCUACAAACUGACAUGAUUUGUGCAUAUCAUGAUAUGAAGACAUAAAUGUGCUGAACAAAGUAUUUCAUCCUUGAGAUUCAAGAAAUUGACUGUGUAUUUCUGUUUCUCACCUUUGUGUUUACCAAUAAAGGGAUUCACAACAUAUCUGAGAGGGACACAUGAUGUUUCUCACAGCAUCCAGCAACUUACCUUUUACAUGAAUCUGUGCCGUCCAUAAAUCCAUACUCCAUUGUUCAAAUAAAACGAUUCCAGAAGUC
This is a messenger RNA of Bombina bombina (fire-bellied toad), 1715 nucleotides long. It is a transcript of the gene TMEM120A, whose product is annotated as transmembrane protein 120A. The transcript has 12 exons. Gene Ontology annotation, biological process: fat cell differentiation. The record is from RefSeq and is a predicted model, not a curated record. Gene Ontology annotation, cellular component: membrane. The coding region runs from base 88 to 1116 and encodes 342 amino acids. NCBI's taxonomy places the organism in Eukaryota, Metazoa, Chordata, Amphibia, Anura, Bombinatoridae.